AGCCGAGCCAGAGCAAUGUUUUCAUCCUACUGCCGAGCUGCGCUAGUCUCUCUGCCAUGGCGCCCGUAAUGUCGCUGAUGAAGGAGGGGACAUCAUAGCAUCGUCUUUUAAUUCGCUUUAGUGAGAUAUAUCGUGUGCGUUUUGCUACUCCUGGUUUAAAUUUAAUCACAUCUAUCUGUAAACCCGCCAUGACCGUGGAGCAGAAUGUCCUCCAGCAGCAUUCUCAGAAGCACCAGCAGACGCUACUAAACCAGUUGAGGGAGGUCACAGGCACCACAGACGUUCAGCUGCUUCAGCAGGCCCUGCAGGUGAGCAAUGGAGACCUGGCGGAGGCUGUGGCGUUUCUGACAGAGAAGAACGCCAAGGUUCCUCAGCAAGAUGAGACUACCUACUACCAGACGUCCCAGGUGGCCAGCGACAGAUACAUCAGCGUGGGCAGCCAGGCAGACACAAAUGUGAUUGACCUGACUGGAGAUGAUAAAGACGACCUGCAGAGGGCCAUCGCCCUCAGCCUGGAGGAGUCCAACAGGGCCUUCAGGGAGACUGGCAUCACUGAUGAGGAGCAGGCCAUCAGCAGAGUUUUGGAGGCCAGCAUAGCGGAGAACAAGGCGAGUCUGAAGCGGACUCACACAGAAGUCUGGAGCGAUUCACCCAACCCGCAUGACAGGAAGAGGAUAGACACCUGCCCCGUGGGGCUGAAAAAUGUUGGCAAUACCUGCUGGUUCAGUGCUGUCAUACAGUCUCUGUUCAACCUGCUGGAGUUCCAGCGGCUGGUGCUCCACUACUCCCCUCCGGCCCGGGUCCACGAUCUGCCCCGCAACCAGAAGGAACACAGGAACCUUCCCUUCAUGCAGGAGCUGAGGAACCUCUUCUCCCUCAUGGUGGGCUCCAAGAGGAAAUAUGUGGAUCCCUCACGAGCCGUGGAGAUCCUCAAAGACGCCUUCAAGUCCAGUGAGUCGCAGCAGCAGGAUGUGAGCGAGUUCACCCACAAGCUGCUUGACUGGCUGGAGGACGCCUUCCAGAUGAAGGCUGAGGAAGACAGGGAGGGUGAGAAGCCAAAGAACCCGAUGGUGGAGCUUUUCUACGGCCGCUUCCUCGCUGUGGGCGUCCUGGAAGGUAAAAAAUUUGAAAACACAGAGAUGUUUGGGCAGUACCCGCUGCAGGUGAACGGCUUCAAGGAUCUCCACGAAUGUCUUGAGGCGGCCAUGAUCGAGGGGGAGAUCGAGUCCCUGCACUCAGCAGAGAACUCUGCCAGGUCUGGACAAGAGCACUGGUUCACAGAACUCCCUCCUGUGUUGACCUUUGAACUGUCAAGAUUUGAGUUUAACCAAGCACUCGGACGCCCGGAGAAGAUCCACAACAAGCUGGAGUUCCCCUCCAUGCUCUACAUGGACAGGUACAUGGACAGGAACAGGGAAAUAACGCGGAUCAAGAGGGAGGAGAUCAGGAGGCUCAAAGAGCAUCUGACGCUGCUCCAACAGCGACUGGAGAGGUAUCUGAGUUAUGGCUCCGGCCCCAAGAGGUUUCCUCUGGCAGAUGUCCUCCAGUACGCCAUGGAGUUCGCCUCCAGUAAGCCGGUGUGCACCUCCCCAGUGGAAGACAUCGACUCGUCAGCGCCCCCCGGUGGCACCACAGGGCUACAGCUGCCCCCACCUACAAGCACAGCCGAGCAGGACUCCCUGCCCCCCCUGGAGAGCUCAGCCUCCGGUCCGACCACAGCUCCCAGUGCAGCCCAGCAGCAGAGAGUACCCAUCCACAAGCCCUUCACCCAGUCCAGACUACCCCCCGACCUCCCCAUGCACCCCGCCCCCAGACACAUCACCGACGAAGAGCUGAGGGUGCUGGAAGGAUGUUUGCAUCGCUGGAGGAGUGAAGUGGAGAACGACACCCGUGAUCUGCAGGGCAGUAUUAACAGAAUCCACAGAACCAUCGAGCUCAUGUACUCUGACAAAUCUAUGAUGCAGGUUCCGUACCGGCUCCAUGCGGUCCUGGUCCAUGAAGGCCAGGCCAACGCGGGUCACUACUGGGCUUACAUCUACGACCCACAUCAGCGUUGUUGGAUGAAGUACAACGACAUCUCUGUCACCAAGUCGUCCUGGGAGGAGCUGGUCAGGGACUCGUUCGGAGGCUACCGCAACGCCAGCGCCUACUGUCUCAUGUAUAUCAACGACAAGAAGCCCUUUCUCAUAGAAGAGGAGUUUGAUAAAGAAACGGGGCAGAUCCUGAGCGGCAUGGACAAGCUGCCUCCAGACCUGAAGCAGUACGUGAAGGAGGACAACGAGCUGUUUGACAAGGAGAUGGAGGAGUGGGACGCCCUGCAGGCCCGCAAGGCCCAGCAGGAGAAGCUGGCUCUGGCCACCGCCGCCGCUGCUGCCGCCCUGGCAGCAUCCAGCACCUCCACCUCCUCCUCCUCCCCUCAGCCCAUGAGCAUCGAGUCCAGCCCUCCAGACAACACAGUCCCCCAGCAGGAGCCAGAGUACAUGGAGCAGCCGUCGCCCACUAACGACUCCAAACACCUGCAGGAGGACACGGAGAGGGCCAUCUCCAGGGCCGCCGCCGAGCAGGAGGAGAGGAGCCCCGAAGCUUUGUUAAACGCUGCGAUGAUGACCCCCAACAUGCAGGGUAUAAUUAUGGCCAUUGGCAAAUCCAGCAGCGUGUAUGAAAAGAAUGGGCCUGAGGCAGCCUUUUUUAAGGCCAUAAAGCUGGAGUACGCUCGUCUGCUGAGGUUUGCCCAGGAGGACACGCCUCCUGAGAACGACUACAGACUACAGCACAUCAUCGUCUACUUCAUCCAGAACCAGGCGCCCAAGAAGAUCCUGGAGAGGACUCUGCUCACACAGUUCGCUGACAGGAACCUGGCGUUUGAUGAAAGAUGUAAGAGCAUUAUGAAUGUGGCACGUGCCAAACUGGACCUAAUCAAGCCUGAGGAGGUCAACAUGGACGAAUAUGAGAUGUGGCAUCAGGCCUACAGGAAUUUCCGCGAGACGACCAUCUUCAUGAUGUCUGGCCUGGAGCUCUUCCAGAAGACAAAUUACAUGGAGGCUCUGAUGUAUCUCAUCUACUCGUACCAGUACAACAAGGAGCUUCUGUCCAAAGGGCUGUACAGAGGACACGACGACGAGCUGCUGGGUCAUUACCGCCGAGAGUGUUUGCUGAAAUUAAACGAGCAAGCGGCUGCCAUGUUCGAGUCGGGAGAAGAACCGGAGGUGACCACGGGUCUGGGCAUCAUGAACGAGCUGGUGGUGCCCUGCAUCCCCCUGCUGCUCAUCCACGACACUGAGAGGGACAUGCUGGCGGUGGAGGACAUGAGGAACCGCUGGUGCUCCUACCUGGGCCAAGAGAUGGAGUCCAACCUCCAGGAGAAGCUGACCGACUUCCUCCCCAAGUUACUGGACUGCUCGACGGAGAUCAAAAGCUUCCACGACCCCCCCAAGCUGCCCUCCUACUCCACCCUGGAGCUGAGCGAACGCUUCAGCCGCGUCAUGGCCGCCCUGGGCAGGGUGCCCACCCACGGGAGAUGAGCUCAGAGGGGACCCCCACCCACUAAAACCCCACCCGACCCCCCCUCAUGGCAGGCCGACCCUGGCAGACAUCCAUGGACCUCUCUGUAUACAUGCCUUCCUUAUAAAUCGAGGGGUCUCUCGCUUCUAGCUGUUAUUCCUCUGUUACUCUUUUUGCUGCUAUAGGUUUUUAUCAUGAUAAAUAUUAUUUCAUUUUUAUUUUAAAGCAGAACACAACAGAGGAAGGAGGACUGUUGGGAGGGAGGGAUGAAAUGAAACGAGAGGAGAAGUUAAUGGAACAAGUGGCAAUCAUGCAGUGGUUGAAAGCCGAGCACAUCCUGCUUCAGCUUCGCAAAACACACACGAAAAAAAAACACGUUUGAGGGUUUUUCAUAGUUUAUUAUUGUUGUUGUUGCUGUUUGAUUCAAGCUUCCCCAAGCCGCACUCAUAGCCCUUUCUAAAGCACCCUUCUCUGCUGCUCUGCCUCCAGUUUGGUACAGUAUUACCACGUUUUGUUUUAUUUUUCUAAGGAAGUAAAAGAAGAAGAAGAGAGCCUUCAGAUUUAUCAGCGGCUCAGAGUAUCUCAAACGGGUCUCAUGUCUUCGUGGACUGCUCCAGAUUGAGAUGUUUUAAGUGCUGUGGUAGACGGCCACGGACUUCCUGUGGCUUGUUAAUAAAUCGAGAGAAUAAAAUUUUAUUUAUGGCCCUUUUAGGCCAAAUAAACAAA
Messenger RNA from Centropristis striata (black sea bass), 4227 nucleotides. RefSeq names its product ubiquitin specific peptidase 25 (gene usp25). Gene Ontology annotation, molecular function: cysteine-type endopeptidase activity; protein binding; cysteine-type deubiquitinase activity. Gene Ontology annotation, biological process: protein deubiquitination; regulation of protein stability. The record is from RefSeq and is a predicted model, not a curated record. The transcript is spliced from 25 exons. Gene Ontology annotation, cellular component: cytosol; nucleus. The coding region runs from base 189 to 3521 and encodes 1110 amino acids. NCBI's taxonomy places the organism in Eukaryota, Metazoa, Chordata, Actinopteri, Perciformes, Serranidae.